AUGUCUUCAUAUACGAACCCCCCCGUCUCCACUCCCGCGGCUGCUGCGCCGUCAUCCCUCGUCGAGUCGACCGAGGGCUCCUCGGCGGCGGCGGCGGAGGCGGUGAUCAAGAGGCGGCGUAUCAACUUCGCCUGCAACUACUGCCGGAACCGGAAGACGCGCUGCGAUGAGCAGAAGCCCUCGUGCAAGGCCUGCCUCGCCGCCGGCAUCGAGUGCGUCACGACGGACCGCCGGAGGCCCGGCGUAUCGGUCCAGCGCCGCGAGACGAAGCGCCGGCUGUCGCGGGCAUCCAGCUCGUCUCUGACGCACUCGCUGGCCGCCAACGCGUCUCCGCACUCGCCUCAAGAGGAAGUGGAGAGCUCCGGGCCACCGCCGCCCCCGCCGCCGCAGUCGGCGGACGCCGGUGCCAGGAUUUCUUCUCCUCCAUCCGUAGAGCUGCUUCACAGCCGUGACCGGACAGGGUCGGUGGCUGGCUCCGUGACGGCUUCCAAUGACGCCGCCGUCGUCGCUGCUACUCUUCCGGCAGACGAGGAGGCUCCCGCCUGCCCGGCUCCGCCAAAGUUUCAAGGAAAGUUACCCGUAGUACGACCCAGCCGCGGGAACAACUCGGUUGAGAUCCUCGGCGACUGGCUGGACCUUGCCGCCCGUCGGCUGAGCAUCCCGCAGAGGCGCGGCUUAGCCACACGCGCGGACAGGCCGCCGGCCUACCGCAUCCUGUCGUCUGAACCCUGCCCUUUCCCUCCCAAAGAGAUUGCUCGCCAGCUUGCUUCCCGCUACCUCGAAGGAAUGAAUAUUGUAUAUCCUCUGCUCAACCGAGACCAUCUUCUGAAAGACGUUGACGCAGCGGUUGAACUUGGGCCGACCAACUUCGCCGAGGCCCGAGGGUUAGCAGUCUUGACGACGGUGUACCUCGUCAUGGCUAUUGCGUUUGUUUCCGAGCCAUUGUCGGAGCCAAGGCUAGAUCGUGGGGACUAUGUGAUUUACUGCAAAUCCCUCAUCGGCCACCUCGUCACCGUCAACAGCGUAGAGACGGUUAGAUCUCUGGUCCUCGCCGCGUUGUGUCUUCAUUGCUACGACGAGUGUGCGGGGGCCUGGAACAUUCUAAGCAUGGGUGUCUCCCUCGCCAUGUCGCUGGGCCUGCAUAAACCUCGCACGUGCCGGGGCUGUAAGGCCGACCAGCCAAAGAAGAGGCCAGACUUUGUGGAUGACGAAGAGCGCAGGGCGUUUUGGCUCGGCAUCUUCUCCUUUGAAAAGUUCUUGGCGUUCGAGCUGGGGCGUCUCUCUUCGAUUGACGACGAGGAAUGCUACCCGGCUCACGUCGACAUGCCCUUGGGCAAUGGGACCUCGUCAAAAGACAAGGCGUUUCCCGUGACGGUUGAUCUUGCGAGAAUACUCAGCGAGAUUGGGAGAAAGGCCGUCAUUGUCAGCCGGAAAGAGGACGGGCUCCAGGACGGCGCGUUACAGGCCAUCGUUGCUGAAAAGGUUGAGACGACCGGGGAGGCACAAUUACUCCUCACGCGAUGGGGCGAAUCAGUGCCCGAUGAGCUCAGACCGAUAUCGGAUAUCCUGAUCGGCUCAAAACAGUGCCCCUUUGCAUCAUUCAUAUCGAUGCAUUACAACAACGCCCUCGUGAUCCUCUCACGGAAUAGUCUUCUCAUCAGUGAAGAGGCAAUCACGUCUGGUGCCAAUAUCAUCUCCAAAGGCAAACCGUGGGACUACAUCAUGCGAAACGGACAGUCUCUCGCAGCCAAUUCUGCCCGGAAAGUCUUGCGCAUCGUAGUCGAAGCAGUGGACUCUAGGUCAAACGUAGUUCUCCCAAAUCUACUAGCACCGCUCCACGCACUCUCGGCACUUGCAAUCCACGUCGUAACGCACCCCGACUCUCGCAUCUCAACCAUGGACCUUCAUCUCAUCCAAACGGUCUCGGACUCUCUGAGGGAGGUGCACGCUAGGGUACGGGGUGAUAACCUACUGGACCUCCUCCUGCAGAAGCUCGACUCCUUUCUCCGCAAAGGGCUGCCAGCGCCCGUUACAUCAUCCCAUGGCCGGAACGCCAACACCUUACCUUCUCUGACCCCGCGGUCCAUGCCGGACAGCAGUCCGUGGCAGAACGCGGGAGAGACCCCGACCCCCAGAUCAGUGGAAGCCCACUGGUCUGGCAGUGAUGAGAGCCGGCGCAGAGAAUCAGGUGCUCAUGUUUCCGGUUCGGCGAUGCCCUUCUUCAACCAGGGACAUGGUAUUCCCGGCGGGUCCGAGUUCGGAUUCGACUCGUUCGGCACGAUGCCAAUGGUGGGUGAUGAGUGGUCGCCUAGUCUUUCUGACAGUAUCGGAUGGGACUGGGCAUGCUUCUCGCAUCUUCUCUCGGAGCAGUACCAGCCACAAUGA
Messenger RNA from Colletotrichum orchidophilum, 2385 nucleotides. Its product is annotated as fungal specific transcription factor domain-containing protein. Gene Ontology annotation, molecular function: zinc ion binding; DNA binding; DNA-binding transcription factor activity, RNA polymerase II-specific. Lineage: Eukaryota; Fungi; Ascomycota; Sordariomycetes; Glomerellales; Glomerellaceae. The record is from RefSeq and is a predicted model, not a curated record. The coding region runs from base 1 to 2385 and encodes 794 amino acids. Gene Ontology annotation, biological process: DNA-templated transcription; regulation of DNA-templated transcription. The transcript is spliced from 4 exons.